AUGAUCUCCAGCGCGCGGCUGAACUUCAGAGUCCUUCGAGUUCCGUAUGCAUUAUGGAGCUGCCGGCCACAUUUCUUCAAGGCUGCGAGCACCAAGGUAGACAAGGAGAAGAUGCAGCGUCGCUUCGAACGCCUAGUGAGCCUUCUGAGACGGGUCGAGCGGCCGCACUUGGAGUCUUUCGAAUGCUUUGGGACAAUGCACACACUGCCUUUGCGUGCAAAAGAUGCCAAGAUAGAAGAGUGCAGCGACGAGACCCUGGCUUACUUCAGCGGCUUUUUCGAUGGUGAUGGCUGUGUGACCAUGGCUUCAAAAUCUGGCCGAAUCAGGCUUACGGUCGGCCAAUCGGUUCGAGGAGCUGACAUAUUGGUCCGGCUUCGUUCAGCUUUUGGCGGAGGUAUAUGCAGACACUCAGAUGGUUGCGGCUUGCAAAGGCCCAGGCUGCAGUGGUGGGUUGCGGGCAAGGCUUCGAAACGUGCCGCAGCAUUGCUAGCUAAGAAUUCCUACAUGAAGCAAGCACAACUCCAAAUAGCAUCACAUGGGGAUGUCGUCACUGAGGAGCGCAUUCAAGUUGCACAGCAAAUGGAGGACCUCAAGGCAAGGAAUCAUGUGCCAGAGAAUUUCGCACAUAUGUCAUGGCCAUACUUCGCUGGUUUUUUUUGA
Durusdinium trenchii is the source of this 660-nucleotide messenger RNA. The record is from the annotation of a GenBank genome assembly. Lineage: Eukaryota; Dinophyceae; Suessiales; Symbiodiniaceae.